UGGAGCAAUUUGACCAAGAAACACUGUCACUUCUGGAAGCUGCAAGUAUUACCAAUGAGCUAUUACCCUCAUUGACACGGGAAGACCUAAGAGACCUUAUGCCAGGGCCGGAGAAUUUUCUGAGGAGAAAACACAUUUGGGAAGCUGUCCAUUCAGAGGAAAGCUCAUCCUCUGAACCAGUCACGGAUAACAACAUACCCAAGACACAAGAAGUAACGCCAGAAAAAGUAAUAAAGAUAUGUAGUCCAGAGUAUGUUGUGUACACAGAUGCAGAGCUUGAGCAUGUGCGCAAAUACUACUUUGAACUUCAUCGCAAUGGGCAAGCACAUGAGUGUGUUAUGUCCAAAGAGCUGCGAUGUCGCUUGGUCAGAAAUACUAUUACUUCAAUGAUUUCAAUUGUACGAGGCUAUGACAUGAAGGAAAGAAGAGAUUGGGGAGAGUAUCCCUCCCGUGAAGAAUUGACUGCCAUGGCCAUGAGGGUAAUUCAAUAUUACCCCAUGCUGCAAGAUGCAAAUGGGACUAAGCCAUGGGAGCCUAUCCUGCGACAAAUGCUAAAAAGAUUGCAGAAUGUGAAAUCCACCCUGACGUUGAAACUAUCAACACCCAUGCACAGUCAAGCUUCUGUUGUCAAGAAAAGACGACUUCAGUUCCAGCAAACCGACAAAGAGGCUGAGUCUGCUACUGGUUCAAUUGAAACAACUCAGAUGACUGAUCCCCCAGAGAGCACUUGUACAGACCUGGACAAUAAUAACACAGUGCACGAUCCUCAGUCAAGAAAAAUGCAGGCCAGACAUUAUAAGGCUCUUCAGGAGCUCUUCAAGAAAACAAAACCAAACAAAGAGGACAUCGCUCAUCUAUUGGACCUGGAAUUUGAGUCUAGGAGGUCUUUCAUAGAGUGUUGUUCAGACAAAGCGGAGCGGGCCAAGGCAGUCUUGGAGGCUUAUCCUUGCUUUUCAGAGUGUCAACAUAUUAUGGAUGAAUUGGGGCGAAUCAUUGAGGCUGACAACAAGAGGUACUCAGACCAACUGAAAGCUCGAUGGGGAAAGUUUUACCAAAAUGCACUGUUCUUUGGAGCGUGGAAGAAGGCAUUGAAACCACCUAUGGGUCUGGAUGAAUCUGCACAGGCCAUUGCCUUUAUGGAGGCACUCCCACAAAUGUUCCCUUCCCCAACCGCCCCCCCGAGAAAACUAAAGUCAGCAAGUGAGGCUCUCUACCAUGUCCUUGAGGUGGGUUUUAGUGUCAGUACAUAAUGCUUUCAUUUGUGAAUGUCAUGUGUCUAUGUGUCUGGUUUGACUUC
Molecule: messenger RNA, 1297 nt
Organism: Clupea harengus (Atlantic herring)
Lineage: Eukaryota; Metazoa; Chordata; Actinopteri; Clupeiformes; Clupeidae
Exons: 7
Coding region: 99-1250 (383 amino acids)
Source: RefSeq, a predicted model, not a curated record